Molecule: messenger RNA, 5837 nt
Organism: Ceratina calcarata
Lineage: Eukaryota; Metazoa; Arthropoda; Insecta; Hymenoptera; Apidae
Gene: Jra
Product: Jun-related antigen
Exons: 1
Coding region: 683-1477 (264 amino acids)
Biological process (GO): regulation of cell cycle; regulation of transcription by RNA polymerase II; regulation of cell population proliferation
Cellular component (GO): transcription regulator complex
Molecular function (GO): DNA-binding transcription factor activity, RNA polymerase II-specific; RNA polymerase II cis-regulatory region sequence-specific DNA binding; transcription factor binding
Source: RefSeq, a predicted model, not a curated record
UGGGUGUUCACAAGUUGUCGAGACGUCGUGCUGUGCGGGGCCGAGUGACAUAUCCGCAUUCGGUGUACGUUGUAGUCUAUUCUAGAGGUGCACACGCGCAGAACAUCACGUUCGUCGGAUUGCGUGCCCCGUGAGUCAUUGUUGUGUUGACAGUCGAACCAGGUCGGUCCUCGUGUCGGCCACUGAGAACCGAUACGAAACACCAUUGGGCCACGAGUCUCGGUUGCCGUUCGUGUGCGACGAGUUUCGCGAACGACACGCUACGCACCUUUUUGCGUCUCAACCUUCGGGUAUCCCGAUAUCGCGGCUCGUUAAAAUACGUGGCGAGUGUCGCGUAUACAUAAUACGGUGGUAGGUGGUUCCGCGAAUCAAGUGCGGAUCGAAGAACAGUGGGCAUCUGGCGACAGCCGGCUAUGCGAUAAAAAGAGGCUGUGGAUGAAUUUCUCGGAACACGGCCGCGCUACGUGGGUUAUGUAACGACUAGUGAAAAACUAGAUACACGGUAGUGCUUCGAGUGGAAUACGCGAAUACGUUAAGUGAACAAGGAAGAGUAAAAAAGAGAGACGGACUCAUUGACGUAGCGGUGAUCGUGUGCGCGUAUCAAGUGACUGUAGAAAUCCACUGUGCUCCGGUUGAGCCGUGAACAUUCGAUUAUCAAACGCGAAUCAGUCCCGCGGCAUCGAUGGUGCGAAGCUCGACGAUGGAUCAGACGUUCUACGAGGACACGAGCGUCUACGGCGCCGUGAAUCGCGAGAACAACGUGGGCCAGCUGAAGCGUAACUUAACGCUAGACCUGAACGGAUGUCAGGGGCCGCAAUCGAAAAGGCCACGAUUAGGACCAUUGCCACCGGUGUUGAACAACGUGACACCAAUACUAAGCUCCCCAGACUUAAAUAUGUUGAAAGUGGGUUCGCCGGAUUUGGAGAAAUUCAUAGCUCAGCAUGGCGAGAGUUUGGUAACGAAUCUACCGACACCCAUCCUGUUUCCAAAAGUAGUCACCGAAGCUCAGGAGUUGUACGCUCGGGGAUUCGUCGAGGCCUUAAACGAGCUGCAUCAUUCCGACAGUUCGCAGGAGCCUGGUAACAUUCACGGAGCCACGUACACUACGUUGGAGCCGCCGAACAGUGUACAGAGCACGGAAUCGUCGAUGAGCAUGGUGCAGAUCAAGGACGAGCCUCAGACGGUGCCGAGCGUGUCAAGUUCGCCACCAAUGUCGCCGAUUGAUAUGGAGAACCAGGAAAGGAUUAAGCUGGAAAGGAAACGUCAGAGGAACCGUGUCGCUGCGUCAAAGUGUCGAAGACGUAAACUGGAGCGCAUUUCCAGGCUGGAGGAUAAAGUGAAGCUAUUAAAGGGCGAGAAUACUGAGCUCAGCGCUGUGGUGAAUAGGUUGAAGGAGCACGUGUGUCGGCUGAAGGAGCAGGUGAUGGACCACGUGCAUUCGGGAUGUCAGAUCAUGCCCGUGUCUGGCCAGUACUGAGCCGACGGCACCUGACGAGACUCCUUUGGACGUCUAGCGUUGAGUCUGAAGGUGCCUGAGGUCUGUUUUGCUAAACACGUUGACGGUUUCUCUUAGUAAAGGAAAAAGGGAAGCUGUUGAAAGAACAAACCGUCGCUGCUGGUUCGCGUCGUUUACGAUUCCUGGUUCUCGGGAAAAGAGGACACGGUGAUGAUCGUGCGCGAAGAAGAAAAGGAGUGCCUUGACGUGCCGAGCGUGAAACAUUUCUUUUUCCAAAAAGGUACGCGACGUGGAUAAUAUUCAGCCAAAUGCCUCUCUUCUCGUUGCCUGUGCGUGUUCGAUUGCUUUUCAUGCAUACACAAGUGAAAUGCAUGUAGAGAAGCAGGAGGGAGAGAGACGGAGUCGAAUAGUGCAUGGGUUCAAGAAGAGGAGGAAAGAGAGGAGAGGAGGAAAGAGAAGAAAAAGGAGAGAGUGGGUGGGACUUCGUGGAGAGGAGUGGGACCCUGCGGCGCGGCCAUUUUGGAGAACCGCGAGUACUGGCGGGAAAUUCAAAUUUCUUGAUUCUCUUUUUUUCUAGAAAUCUUACGUAUUAUAAUUUCGUGAAGGAAAAGCGAUUAACAUGUUCUUGAUUAAUUCCGAGAUAUUUUUCUGUAUAUUUUUCCAUCCUAUCUGUAUUGGAUUCUCUGGAAAUACGUAAAUACGAAAUAUAUUAUAGAAUAUUAUAUUUUUAUUAGCAGAACUAUAUUGGAAGUACGAAUUAUAUAAAUUGACAGUUAAAUACAAAUAUAGUAGGUUUCCAUUUAAAAUGAGUUGUUCGAUAAUUGUCUUGUGAUCAUCUGUAUCGUUUUUCAUCUUUUCUUUCUUCAAUUUUGUAACGAAUACACUGUACAUUAAGUUACCUCGAAAUCUUUCGGAAGAAAUUGCGUUAUUUUAUUUUUGAAGUUUCCUCAGGAUGACGAGAAUCCUUGCGUGGCCAUCUCGUGAUAAUCUUUGCAAUCACGAAAAGAAGUGACAAAUUCUACCAUCAUGUUAGAGAAUGUUAGUUCGCUUUUUCUUCAAAUCAACCAACGUUCGAUGCAAUGUUUUAUCUAAUUAAACGAAUCGCGAUGAAGAACUCGUAUAGUGUAAAGGAAAUCACUAUUACAUAGAUAUGCGCGCAGAAUAAUGACUAAAAAGCAAAAAAAACAUAGGUAGAUUAAGAGAACUUACCUGUGGGAGGGACGGAGACGUGAAAUGAAGGAAAAAUGUGCUUUCUAAAGUAAUGUUAAUACCAAGUUUCUAGUACGUAUUUGAUCGAUGAAUUCUCUUUAAUCGUUUCAAGGUGCUGUAGAAAAAUCUUUUUUCUCUUUCUUAACCUUUAGAUCGCCGGAGAGCCGAAAUAUCGGCUCAAGAAUUAAUGACGACUUUAUACGUAUAUCUUUGAUAUAUCUAUGAUAUAAAUUAUAUGUGACUUUUUAAUGAAGUUUGUAUUUAACUGAUCCCGGCGGCCUAAAGAUUAGAUGAGUUUAUGAAAGUAUUUGAUUAUUUUGUCAAUUCGAUAUUUUAUGAAUUAACAGAAAAACACGGUUUUUCGAUACCGUAUUGUUUUAAGGCUGUACAAAAUAGAGUUAGCGUCCGGAGCAGUUGCCGGCGUUGAAAUCACCGCGUUUAAAGGACGUUUCUCGUAUUUCCAUUCAGUGACGAGAUUUUUUUUAGUACGCGGUGCGAUCACGUCUACUCUGUGCGAAAGAGCCCCCGAGAGAUCUUUGCCUUUCCGUUUUCUUUGCGUAGCUUUUAAGCCGGAGACUACGUGUUUACCCAUUUACCUGGUUCCAAGGAUAUUGAUCAUGUUUUUGGAACCAUCGUUUCGUCAUAUGUGCAUCUAGUCUUGUCCAGUAUGCCCUCUUGUUGCACAGUGCUGUGUCACUCGCUGGUCCAUAUAAAAAACAUGAAUGUAGACGUACCAGUCACGUGCGCGUACGCUCGGUUCUGUUACCACGUGUCACGACGAUUUGCAUUUAAAAAGAACACUUGGUUCUCUUCUUUUUAUGAUACGAUACGUGAAAUAAUGGAUUUCGAAUCUGAUUUUCUUUUUCUAUUUCGACGAAGUAACGUGGUAACAAAAUCGUACGACGUUACCGUUGUGCCAUUACGAAGGAAUCGCCUGUUUAAAAAUGAAACGGAGUUUUCUCCCGGAGUGUCACAACACUUUCGCGUACAGAGAACAAUAUUCAAUAAUUAUACUGCGGAUUGUAUGAAUUUAUAUACAAAAUUAGAUGUGAAGAAUGUAAAAUAUAUAUGCAUGAAGUAUCAACAGUAAAAUGCAUAUUACAUUCUCACACGACCUUAUUUUUCGAAUUGGCACCCUACAAGUUUUAUAUCGCUUAAAAAUCCGUAGUAACAAUCAUGAUUGAAUAGUUAAACAUAUUUUCGGACAAUUCUUGCAAUGAACAAUCGCGUGAACGGGUCUUGACAUUCUUUUAUAUUUUCGUAACCAAAUAUUAAUAUUGGGAUUUGGGAAGUUCAAACAUGUUAACGUAACAAAUAAAAAUUUUAUUAAUUUGAACAUUUCACCUAUUUCAAAACUUUAACAAGAAUUCGCAAUUCUUUUUAAUAUGAACGAAUACUUUUUUGUUUUUAUAACAUUUAACCCCUUUUUCCCUUUUCGAGAGUUAGAUUUCGAAAAACGUGUUGUGAUCCUCCGCGGCUACAAGCUCGUUUAAUUGGGAGAUGUAGAUUUAAUAUUGUAUUAGUGUAACGGACGAACUCGAUACGAUUCGUCGUCGGGAGAUUGCAAUUCGACGAAAGUAUAGAAAUUCAUGCGCUAUUUUUAGAUACAUCUAUAUUGUAAUGAUACAUAUAUAAUGCUGACUCGGAAAAUGCUGAUCGUGUUAUACCUUGUUUCUUUCUUUCAACUUGCCUGCAGAGUAAAAAAACUGCGAGAUCGACACGCUCGAGAUUAGAGAGCAUAUGUGCUAUACUCUUCUAAAGAGUAGCAUCGCCAUUCUCGCAGCUGUUAUCAAGAGAGUUUCAGGUUUCCAUCGUGCUCUAUUCCAGAAUAAAGUCAAACCGAAUGCUCCACCGAAAAGAGCUUCUGGCCUCAGCGAAUGGUUUUCUUCGAAUUAGCAUUAUAUACGUGGGGUAGUUGGUACAACUUGUUCGAACGAAGGGAAGAAAAAUGAAAAAUGUUCAAUUUUAUUCGAUGUGACUAGGCCGUGGAUUUCAUGCAUUUAUAGAGAAAUUGUACAUGCAGAAAAUAUAAACACAUUUCUCAAAUACAGGAUGUCUCAAAACGUGUAUAAACACGUUAAAUAAUCAUAAAGUCGGUAUUUAUUAAAAUAUAUUUCAUUCUCAAAAUGUAAUAGAAUCUACAUUGUUUAAUAAGUAUAUAUUUUUAUGGGACACCCUGUAUGUAUGGAAUACCAAACGCAAUGAAUAUUGCAAUGUGUAAAAGAUAAAAUUCUUUAUUUAAGAUACAUUAAUUAAGUUAAUACAUAAUUUGGUUUGCAGAAAAAUCCGCAGUCUAGAUAUAACAACUAUUUGCCUUCUUUUUAUUUUAAUCCGUUCUUUUAAUUUAUUUUAUUCAUAAUUUUAUUGCUAUUUCGAAUUGUGAAAGAAGCUAUGUGAUUUUCUCGCAUUUUCUUCCCCUCCUUUGACACGCGACUUUCGGCACAUAACUUGACAAUUUUUCACGUAUAUUUAUUUUUAUUUUCAAAAAUAUUAGAAGGAUAAGAGUGCUCUGUUUUCUCUUGCUUGAAUAUAUCUCUUUAUCUUUGUUCCACGAGCUUCCCUUUCUAUUUUCGAUUCAAAAGUUAUCCUUUUAAUAUUUGUUUGAACAAAAGUAUUUGUUAACACAAAAGAUGUGAGAAGGUAGAAAUGUUUUCUAUGAAUAAUGGCGUGCCUUUUUCUCAAACUAGUAACAAUAAAGAGAAUACUGUAACAGUUAUCAAUAAUCACCAGCAAUCCUAAACGAUCAACCUGAAUUUUUCUUAACAGUAGGUGUUUUCACAUUAUUUUCGUUUUAAUUCAGAUGAACUCACUGAAACUAAAUUAAAUAGAAAAACCAGAGAAUUGCUGCUGAAAAUAUAUUUUUCUGUUACAACGAACAAGUGUUAGUUUGACUAGCGAUCAAUCGGAUACGCUGUAAAAUUGAGAUAAUGCCAGGAUUUUUAGGGUAUGAGCGAGCGGAGAAAACCGAUGGCACAAAGAAACGUAUGAAAGUAAAGAUGAAACAACCACAAUGUGAUUUAGUAUGUAAGGGCGAGAAUAACCCCGUUAAAAGAGGAACGUGUACGUGUGCAUAUAAGCAAAUUGGAAAUUCGACGUAUGCGUACGUACACGUUGUAUUAUAAGUAUAUAUAAAUAGCUGUACGGUGACGAGAAUGCGACGAUGACAAAAGCA